AGCUUAGAUUACAGUUCGAGUAUAAAAACUGUUACACUGCACUUGGAAAAACAUUCAGUGCCAAUAUUCAAUUCAAUAAACUAACAGACACAAUCCACGACAUCAGCUAAAAAUGAAAUCCUCAAUCAUCUGCUGUAUGCUGGCGACAGUAUUACUCAGCCUGUGUGUUUUCAGCGCAGACGCCGGCUUACGCAAACCCAAGAAGCUCACACCAGAAUUGGAAGCGAAAUUCGAGGUCUUGACUGCUUGGAUCGCCUAUCGUCUCAACUUGAAACACGCCAAGGAAGCUUGUAUUGGGGAAUAUGGUUACUCGGAUGAGCUCGCCACAAAUCUGGUCAAAAUAAAAGUUGCAAACCCGACGGAUCAACAAAAGUGCUACGUGAAUUGUCUCUACAAUAAAUUGGUAUUCUACAAGGACGAUGCUAUCAACAAACAGGCCAUGAAGGAGUCGUUGUAUGAAAUUGUGGGUGAACAACGCUUGCUGAAUAUUGUGAAUGGUUGUCUCAAUGCUGGCGGCACAAAUGCCUGUGAUAAGGUGUACAAGUUCCAUGCUUGUGCCUCACCGGAAUUCGAUAAAGUACGCGGUGACAUUUUCUUGCCCGAUGAAUAGAUAAUUUACUCCAAUUUAAACUAUUGUAGAUUUCUUUUUUAAAUUAGUUUAUUUAAGAUUUUGUGUUGAAUAUAAUUUAUAAAUGUUUUGGAAAAAUAAUAAACUUUUUUGAAAUUAAAAAAAAACA
Zeugodacus cucurbitae (melon fly) is the source of this 737-nucleotide messenger RNA. RefSeq names its product general odorant-binding protein 56a-like. Bases 113 to 610 code for a protein of 165 amino acids. The record is from RefSeq and is a predicted model, not a curated record. Gene Ontology annotation, molecular function: odorant binding. The transcript has a single exon. Lineage: Eukaryota; Metazoa; Arthropoda; Insecta; Diptera; Tephritidae. Gene Ontology annotation, biological process: sensory perception of smell.